CUGGCGGCUAUUUUCUUUCUUUUUCUUUGAACUUUGUUGUUCCCAGGUGUUGUAAAUCAUUGCUGUUUUACGGCACACGGCUACUGUACCAUCCUUCUAGAGCGCAGGCCUUCCAGCGGGUUCACAGGCGGGUUUUAGGCGCUGGGUCCCUUUUCCCCGGGGGCGAUUGCCGAAGCACAGCACUGCACGUCAGGCAGAUCAAUCGUCAAACCGCUAAAUUUCAAUAUCAAAAAGUUCAUUUUGUAUUGAAUUUGGCUAUUUUCAACUUCUGGUCAUUUGGGAAAAUUUACGAGGAAUUUUCUACGCAUUUCGUUCUACAGUCACAGCACUCAGUCGAAACAAGUGAAAAAAAACUUCUUACGUCUCACUCAGAAGCGUCCACAGGAACGUGCGUGCACUGUGUUUGACAGAACAAGCCCAGCCAACCACAGCGCCGUCCACUUUUCCAUCCAACCAGCAGACGCAAAACCUUCUCAAAGCCGUAAUGACAACGAGGCGCAGAGACUUGUCUGUGGUCUGACGCAGCCGAACUGCAAGAAAACAAAACGUUGGCACUUUGUGACCAGGGGACCUUGCGCCCCCCGUCUACGCUUGGCUGACUUGCUUAGGCCGUCGGGCAUCUGCCGCAUCGGUUGGUGUUCCCUUUCUCAUUCCUUGAUGCUUCCCGUCGUAACUGUCGUCCAUCUCCAUGUCGUCGCAUGACUGGUUUUCGUAGUGAGAGUUCGUCAAUAAGAGGCGUUAAAAAUAUCACGCCUCCCAUUUCAUCGAUUUUAUUUUCAUCCGUCGCUUGUCGCGCUUUUUCGUCCAUGUCACUGCCGCCCCUCGCCCAAUGUUCUUUUGUUGACCCCACCAGACCCGACACCGGCCGUCGCUGCGCCGGCGUAAUCCGCCUGCUCACCUGACCCGCACUCGGCGCUGCAGAGGGACAAUGCGGCCAAGCAAGAAAGAACCUUGAGAAAUCGUAAUGCCCCCGCCGCCCAUCAACGUGUCCACCAUCCAAGAAAGCCUGCCGGUUUUAUUUUUUGUUGUUCAAGAUCUCCUGCUAGGCUCACGACGUCACCAAAAGCAUUCAUCGCCAUCCACUUGAACAGAUCUAGUAGUAGCAAAUCAUGGCUCUCAAUGUCCUUCCCACCGCUGUCCCCAUCGACUUUGGGCCCAUCGACCUGCCCUUUGUCGAGCAGAACCUCUUCGAUGACUUGGUCGUGUUGCUAAAGGAGGCUCUCGGUCCGUCGUCGGGACUGACGUCUGCCGACGUCAACGUGAAUUUUCUGGCUCGUCUCAUGAAGUUGUAUGAUAGUCGAGACAUGAACUGGUCCAAGUAUGCCUUUGGCGAUCGCAGUCGGGGGUACACCAGAAACCUCGUCGAUGAGGGCAACGGUAAAAGCAAUCUGCUCGUCCUCGUAUGGUCGCCAGGAAAGGGUAGCCCUAUCCAUGACCACGGCAAUGCCCACUGCCUCAUGAAGAUUCUCAAGGGCAAUCUCACCGAGACUCGCUAUGAGUUUCCCCAAGAGGGCAGCGCCCCAGGCUCAAUGAAGGUCAUCUCUGAAAAGACAUACCAAGAGAACCAAGUCGCCUACAUGGCGGACGAACUUGGCCUCCACCGCAUAUCCAACCAGGGCGACGACUUCGCCGUGUCCCUCCACCGUAAGAAAAACCCCUCAACCAAAACCACAACAACAUUUGUCGGUCGCAGCUAACGUCUUUCUCUUCAGUGUACACUCCUCCCAACGUAGCCAAAAAGGGAUGCCACAUCUUUGACGAAAAGACGGGCAGACGGAGUCAUGUGCCCGGUUGCGCGUACUACUCGGCGUACGGCAGGCUGCUCAAGGAGUAGGAAGGGGGGAUGAGAUGGUUGUGUAUCUCAUGAUCGAGUAAGGGUUUAUUGCAUAAGGGCGUUUUCUUUUUUCCUUUGAUUUUCGCAAGUAUUUCUUUUGCUGUCUUUCUUGUUUAGCUGCUUGCCGUCCUCAUUCAGGCCACAAGGCGGCAAAAUCUGCGGCCCCACAGUGUUGAUGAGGUGGUGAUGAUGAGCGACGACUUUCCAUAGCGAUACAUGUAGCCUUUUAGGUAUGAAAUAGAAUGUUUCCAAGACCUUCAAGACCUCC
Molecule: messenger RNA, 2102 nt
Organism: [Torrubiella] hemipterigena
Lineage: Eukaryota; Fungi; Ascomycota; Sordariomycetes; Hypocreales; Clavicipitaceae
Source: the annotation of a GenBank genome assembly